AAUAAACAAACCCGUCUAAUUUGUACAGACAACAAAUUAAUCUGCAGUCUUUAUCUCGACGUGCGCCAGAGCGCAAGUUAAAGGUGUUGUUGAGUUUAUUGAAAAUAUAUCACAAUGAGUAUUAUUAAACAAGUUCUUUCUACAUUUAUAAUAACUUACACAUGUACGACCUUGGGUCUACUAUUCACACUACCAUCUUCUACUAUCAAGCUCUUUAGUUCAGAGAACACGCCACUAAACCGAGUUAUGACACAGAGUGAAAUUUCACUUAUGGGAAGUAUUUCGCCUGCUAGCACGCUUAUAGUAACCCUAUUUAGUGGUUAUCUAUUGGACGUAUUAGGAAGGAAGCGUGCCUUAAUUAUUUUAUUUUCGCCACAAUUGCUGGCCUGGAUAUUAUUGGUUACAGUAAAAAGAGUUGAAGGGGUUAUUUGUGCGAUGUCUCUCUGCGGUCUUGGUGGCUCUAUAUUUCCCAUCAUUCCGGUCUACAUCAAUGAGUUUUCUGAACCAUCCAUCAGAGGAGCCCUGAGUUCCAGUGCUGUAAUCUUCCAUGGAUUAGGAAUGUUAUUAUCUUAUGGGCUAGGUGGUAUGGUACACUAUAAUACAUUGAACUAUAUAGGACUAAGUUUGGCCGUCAUUGGUAUGGUAUUGAUCUUCUUUUUAAAAGAAUCACCCUUGUAUUUAAUGAGGAAGGGUUUGGAUAAGGUAAGGUUUAUUCUUUUAGUGAAAUCGAAAAGUACUAGGUGUAUCACAGGAAUAUAUGCUGGAUAUUACACGUUUCAGGAAGCUGCUAAAUCCAUUGCCUAUUAUAAAGGAGUUGAGCUUGAUUCUAUAGAAGUCAUAACACAUCUAGAGAACUUAAGACAACUUAUAAAAAACAGUGACAUAAAAUUAAAUGACAUCCCCGAAAUGGAGAACUUAAAUCCGGAAACGAAAGCAACUCGGAAAAAUGUAUCAAUUUUAAAAUUUUUCGGAAAUUCACCUUCUUCUCGUCGUGCAUUUAUUGUACUACUCGUUCUUUUCACCACAUGUGUAUUUCAAGGCUUGACUGUAGUACAAGUAUACGCAGACCCACUAUUUGCGAAUGCAGUUCCGAGCAUGUCAUCAACUGUAUCGUCCGUUUUAUUUGGCUUGACAAUGAUAAUAACUGGCUUCUUUGAAGCCCUCUUAAUCGAAGCAGUUGGCCGAAGAGCGUUACUAAUAGGCUCUUCACUUGUCACUGGUCUGUUGUGUCUUAUUUUAGGGACCCAAAUACAAUGUCAGUGGGGUCCAGGCUGGUUGACAGCAGGUUUCAUUUAUAUUUAUGCCAUGACUUAUACUUUUGGCGCUGGUGUAGUACCUUACGUUUUAAUGGGAGAGGUAUUUCUUCCUCAGAUCAAAAGUUUUGCCACCACCUUUAUUUUUGAGUGGUCUUAUUUUUGUACCUUUAUAAUGCUUUUUAUGUUUAAUCCACUCUUCAACGCUUUUGGUCUGGGAGCAAUCUUUUUUAUUUUCGCCGGUUUUUCUUUCUUCACGGCGGCAUUCGCCUUCUUUUAUCUUCCAGAAACAAAAACCUGGUCAGUAGAUGUAAUUCAACAAAAAUUUAUGGAAAGGAAAAUAUUUUAAGUAAUUACUGUUAUAUUGGACUUAGGAAUUUUUACUUGAAAUCAGUGUCGAGUGAAUUAAAAUAAAAUAAUGUGACGAUUCUUGAGCAUAAAAAACCAUGAGAAUUAAUAUUUUAAAGAACAUUGUAGAUAUCAUUUUAUAUAACAUAGAUCUAGGUAAACUAAUUUAUAAUUUCUACAUAAUUAUUUAUAUUUGUUAAGAACUCUCUUUCAACGAUAUUUUGUUUCUUAUAUUUUUAUUAUAUAUAAUUUAUUUUGUGAAAUACUUUGAAGGCUUUGCUUAUAUUUAUACCUUUUGUUUUUAAUAAAUCUUAAUCAUCCAACCUGUAUUUUUUGAAUAUGUAUAAUUGUGACGUAGGUCUUUAAAUCACAGAAUAUUUUAAACACCUUUUCUUAAUAGCGUUGGCAUUUGUGAAUACUAUUAAAUAGCAAUUCCAUUUAUCAAUAAAUUUUUAAUUCUAAAAGUAAUAAACAUUUGUUUUAACAAUAUAGAAUUAAAUACAUUUCCUAUCUAUAUAUCAUAUUUCCAUUGGGAUCUCCAACCUCCUACGAUAGCAACACACUUCAGGAUGAUUUCAAAGGUGGUAGAGCCUAGCUGUAGUCAUGUAACUACAGAUCGAACAUGGGAUGGCUCGACCGGGGAGGUACCACCCACUCACAGAAGAUCGGCGUGAAGUAGACUUUAAUGGCUGCGUUUCGUCCGAUGAGUGGGAAAGCCGGUUGCCCUUUACCUAAUCCCACCUUCUCCUGAUAUUCCCUUAUUCCCAUCCCUCCCUAUUCUUGAAAAAUCAAGGUUGGCAAUCUUGGUCCAUGGGCGACGGUAGCUACUGCCUACCAACUAGGCCGUCUUCCCAUUUGUCACCUUUAACAUAAAAAAACAUAUUUCGAGACGCGUUGAUAUAUCCCAACGCGUUAAUAGUCAAAGCGUGCAAAGAUUUUCCGGUCUGCACACUCCCCGAUAAGUAAGAUGUCCUUUUGAACACUGACGACAAAAUAGCAAGCGACAACACAGACAUGAAAACCCUCAGGACAAACCAGCAUACACCGUCUUCGCCAGCGAAGACCAUAUAACGGUUCAUUCAUGUUGGACCGGCGUUCUGUCAUCGGAGGACGUCAUGCAGUCGUAUCACCUGAUGAGGCCACCCUUCCUUCAACGAGGUCCUAUGUAGAGGUAUGGCCUUUUAAUGAUACCUUUGGGGUGGUAGCACCGUCCCCUACCCCGAGCUCUCCAGGCCCUAAUUUAACGGUUAGGUUCCAUCGGGCCACCCACUCCUUCUGGUGACGCUGACAAAUCCAUUAUGACUAACAGAUACAGUCAAGUCGAAACUAAAUUUACAAAACUGGUAUAGUUAGUCUGUCCUCGGAUUGGACCCAAUACAGAGCUCUCAGCUCCCUCCAAAAUGAUGUUCACAUAACUAUAAUAAUCAUUGUUUUAGACACUGCUAUUACAGCUCUCCCUUUGCUAUAACUUGGAUACAAUUAUAUACAUAUGUUCACUAGUGAGAAAACAAAUUAGAUGCAGAGUAAACAGAUUAACAUAUAUCACUCAGAUAACUUCCUUUUAGAUUUGAAAUAUAUUUUGGUUAAUCAAAUAUAAUCUUGCAACGGAACAUUUUUAAAGCACAAAUCACUUCUAUGGCACUGGUUAUGGUAAUUUAUUUAUUCAUAUUUAAAACGAUUUGUUAAAAGUUGGUACAUUGAUAUAGCUUUAAGGGUUUAUUGGUUUAUUUCAAAAUUAAAGAUCUGAUUACAAUCCACAUGAGAUAUGGCAUUCAGGGACAUGAUAUUACGUUCAUGCUUUUAAAGAUUUUCCUUUAAAUAUUUGAUUAAAAUUUAAAAUGAACUUACAUAACUUAAGACCAAAAUUUGAUUUAGAAAUUCUUCUUUCGAUUCCUUUUAAUGAAAUAUAUGUAUUUAUUGUUUAUUCUAAUAUAUAUUUAUUAAAAGAGUCAAUCAUAAUUUUUAUUUAUUAAAUGUAUUUUAGUGAAUAAUAACAUCAAUAUACUGAAUUCUAUGAA
Molecule: messenger RNA, 3619 nt
Organism: Danaus plexippus (monarch butterfly)
Lineage: Eukaryota; Metazoa; Arthropoda; Insecta; Lepidoptera; Nymphalidae
Product: facilitated trehalose transporter Tret1-1-like
Exons: 8
Coding region: 115-1602 (495 amino acids)
Biological process (GO): transmembrane transport
Cellular component (GO): membrane
Molecular function (GO): transmembrane transporter activity
Source: RefSeq, a predicted model, not a curated record